AUGCUCUCAUUCACAACAAGCUUUAUAUCCAUCUCGCUAGCACUAUUCAGCUCUGCCAGCGCACAGUCUCCCAACUAUUGUCCUCUCCUCGGGCCAGUCUACCCACCUCCUACAGAUCUUUCAAACGAUCCAACCUUUGCCACGGCAGUUCUAGAUAUCACGUCAAUCCUCGACCAAACCACGAGCAAUGGCAGUCUAUCCAAGAAUUCGAUUUCAGUACAGAUAUUCGAUGCAACCCAUGCAGGACCAUUGUUGAAUUUUGCCUACACUGCUAAUAAUAUCAACACCACCCUUGGCGUCAGCACAGUCGACCAAGAUACAGUGUUCCGUGUGGGGAGUGUGUCAAAGCUGUGGACAAUAGUGCUGUUCCUGGUGGAAGAGGGUCUUUGGCCUUUUCAGGAACCGAUUGUAAGAUUUAUCCCUGAGCUACAUGAGGCUGCUAGCAAACUUCAGUGGGAUCCGCGGAAGAGACGGGAUGCCAUUGAUUAUGUGCAUUGGGGAGAGGUCUCGAUGGGAGAAUUGGCAAGCCAUUUGGCUGGCAUUGCCAGAGAUUAUGGUGUACUUGAUCUAUCGGGGAUGGCUUCUCAGAUGGAGCAACUGGGAUUCCCUCCGCUCCAACCGUCUGAGAUUCCACCAUGUGGAAAUCCAAAUCCCUGCAGCAGAGAGCAAUUUUUCAAUGGGCUGCUUCAAAGCCAUCCCAUUGUACCGACUUCUUCGACUCCAGUGUACUCGAACGCGGCAUUCCAGAUUCUUGCGUAUGCGUUGGAGGCUAUGACUGAUCAGUCAUACGAAGAGCUACUGCAACGAGAUAUUAUUGCACCACUAGGGUUGAAUGGAACGUACUACACGACGCCCAACACAUCACUUGGGGUGAUUCCUAAUGAUUCUGGUGAAUACUGGUGGAAUUUCGAUCUCGGCGACGAAGGACCUGCCGGAGGUAUUUACUCAAGUACAAGGGACAUGGCAACUCUGGGUCAAGCAAUCCUCAGUAGCUCACUGUUUCCCAAAUUCAUUACUCGACGAUGGAUGAAGCCUGCCACCCAUACAUCAUCACUGGAUUAUUCCGUGGGAGCACCUUGGGAGAUCGUCUCAUUUGGCGAUGAGCGCCCUAUCGACAUUUACUCAAAGGCAGGCGAUAUCGGCACCUAUUCAUCCAUCAUCGCCCUCUCACCAGAUCACAAUGUCGGCUUCACAGUUCUUGCUGCAGGCGCGGACGGUCACGCAAAAGUCGCCUUGGCAUCUGAUCUUAUCUCGGCUUUACUUCUCCCUGCUCUCGAAGCGAGUGCUAAGAAUCAAGCCGCCGCACGAUAUGCUGGAGAAUAUACUGCAACCGAUAGCACAAACUCUUCAAUAGCAAUCACGACAGAUGACGGACCCGGAUUGCUGAUCACAAGUUGGGUCAAUAAUAGAACGGACAUGAUCCAGUCAUUGAUGACCCUUGGGCAUGUUAGCGAUCCCUCCACCUUUGGCAUUCGGUUGUAUCCGACUGGCCUUGAGAGUCCCGGUCAGAUAUCGUUCCGGGCUUUGAUGCCUCCUUCACUGUCUACGGCUGGGAACGGGCCUUUUACCUCGUCUUGCAUCACGUGGGUCACUGUUGAUGGGCAAGUAUAUGGUAAUGUGGGCAUUGAUGAAUUUGUUUUCAAUAUGGAUGAGAGAGGUGUUGUGAAUGGUAUCAUACCCAGGGUACUUCGUACUACCUUGCGAAAGACUUGA
Messenger RNA from Penicillium daleae, 1713 nucleotides. RefSeq names its product serine hydrolase domain-containing protein. The transcript has 4 exons. NCBI's taxonomy places the organism in Eukaryota, Fungi, Ascomycota, Eurotiomycetes, Eurotiales, Aspergillaceae. Bases 1 to 1713 code for a protein of 570 amino acids. The record is from RefSeq and is a predicted model, not a curated record.